AUGGCAUCAUCACCACUGAUGGCCAUUACGCUGCUCACGCGAGCAAUCGAAUACGAUGUUAUUGGCCGAAAAUUGGAAGCGCUGAAAUUGUACCAAGACGGAAUCGAAUCAUUGCUCAAGGAAUCUAAAGCUGAAACAGAUGCACAAAAAAAGCGUCACUACCAAAAUAAGAUAGUUGAAUAUAUGAAUCGCGCUGAACAGGUGAAAGAAUUGCUCGAUCGGAUCAAAAAUAAAGGUGUGAUCAAGGACAAAUUUCACAUAGUAGACGACUCUACUGGGUACGACUACCAUCGAAUCUUUAAUAAAUAUUUAAACGAUAGCGUACGGGAAAUUUUAAUUGAGGAGCCUUACGUGCGUGACCAUUACCAGAUCUGCAAUCUCGUAAGGUUCUGCGAAUUGGCCGUCAGCAGUUGCACAAAUCUUAAAUAUGUCCAGCUGAUGACAAUCAAAGACGCGAAAAACAAUGAUGAACAAGGUCGAGCGUUUCACACGCUGGCAGAAAACUUACAGCAACAUGCCGUAAAAUUUGUGAUAGAAUACUCUGAGCAUAUGCAUGACCGGCAAGUAAUCUUAAGCAAUGGCUACAUCGUGAAGAUAGGCCGUGGACUGAACUACUUCAAGAGAUCUCCCAGCAACUAUUGCCUCGGAGCCUUCAGCUACAACUUUCGAAAGUGCCUGGAAACGAACGUGGACGUGUUCUACUGUCCGGAAAAUGAUAAAUCAUGACCCGAGUAGACGCCUCAGACGAUGUAUGUACUUGAGUGA
Molecule: messenger RNA, 765 nt
Organism: Anopheles nili
Lineage: Eukaryota; Metazoa; Arthropoda; Insecta; Diptera; Culicidae
Product: MIT domain-containing protein 1
Exons: 3
Coding region: 1-726 (241 amino acids)
Source: RefSeq, a predicted model, not a curated record